Messenger RNA from Cladophialophora psammophila CBS 110553, 588 nucleotides. RefSeq lists its product as uncharacterized. NCBI's taxonomy places the organism in Eukaryota, Fungi, Ascomycota, Eurotiomycetes, Chaetothyriales, Herpotrichiellaceae. Bases 1 to 588 code for a protein of 195 amino acids. The transcript has a single exon. The record is from RefSeq and is a predicted model, not a curated record.
AUGGUCCAGCAAAUCGUCCACUUGUGGUCCGGUAAUAUUGCUGAAACGGAACACGCGCUGCGAUUACUUCUAAUCGUCGACUACAUAUGCGACUGGGCAAGAAAAGUCUAUCGUGUAAGUGUCAUUGAGCAACUUCUUCACAUUGCACAUGAUCCUACUCCGAGCCUCGGAGCCGAAACGGGAUACUCCACUCUCUCUGACACCUAUAGUUGGGACCAACGCGUAGACAAUUACGUGCUUGGCCGAGAUCAAGAACUUGAAGAGAAUUAUUUACGCCCGUCCAAAACUGAAAUUACCGUCGCACAAGUGCUGGAGCUAUUGGAUUCCCAAGAUAUAGCUAUCCGGGACGCCAGAUAUAGGCACUUUCGAGUCUGCGCACUACAGAUCAAUACGGACAACAUUGAGGACUUCUUCCUGUAUGAACGCAACCAUGAGGCGGUUCAGGCACGUGCAAAAGCGCUGAUGAAGUGCCUCAAGGCACCCGAUGCCUGGCGAGUGAAAAUUGGGGCUUUAAAGGCGUUGGAAAAGUUCUGGGUCGGGUGUCAUAUUGUAACAAGGCAAGGUGGCUGUGCUGUGCUGAGCUGGUAG